UGGUACUGCACAUAACAAAGAAUUAACAUGAAAGUACUGUAGAGUUAGCUGGCAUUAAUAUUUAUUUAUUUGGUUUUACAACAUGCUGUCCUGGAUCAUUGCUGCCGUCGUCCGGCCUGUUGUUCUGCACGCGCUAACACACUCUUUAUAGUUUGUUUACAUUUGCAUGAACAUUUUUAUUGUUCAUGUUUACGGCUUUUGACAAACCCAGGGGAACUGUUUUCAAUUUGGCUGAUAAAAGAACACACUUUGAAUGGAAUUAGGAGGUUUGUAGGGAAGGUGGUGGAUGAGCAGAGCUUUCCUGUCAGGGUAGCUGACUGUAGUAACAUCAAUCUGACACAAGAGAAACAGCAUAAGAAGGGGAGAAACCUGAUGAAUUUACAGUAUUUGAUGAAUGUACGCUGGUGUUCUUAGACAUCAGCUAAUCCUGAUAUUCACUUAUAAGGGUUUGCCAUGAUUAAACCAUGAAUCAACCAAUGUGAGAAUAUUUUAGGGUGUUUUACAGCUUGGGGGAAAAGCGAGUGGGGUCUCUGGAGGCUGAGUCCAACUGUAUAAGUAGUGGAUAAGUAGUGGAUAAGUGGAUACUAGAUAAAUAGUACCAAAUGGGUAAGUAGAUAUAACCAGUUCAGAGUGUUAGCUAGUAUAUAAAUGUCUUUACUUUUCUCUGUUCUCCUUUAUGGCCAGAGUGGAUAAAUGGGGAAAUGGCUUUGCUGCCAGGAAUCACACAGAGGAUUUGAAACUUCUAAGUGUCAAACUUUGCGAUCUGACAGCGAGAAAACACAGGAAGUGCUGAGACAUUAACACACACCACUGCUCUGUCAGUCAGUCAGUCGUUAGAGAGACAGGAUGGAGUUCAGUCCACUCGCUGUGAUGCUCUUGCUGAUUUCACUUAUACCAGUGGCCCAUGCUCAAGGGAGGCCUAAAGCUGUGGUGUCCAUAGCGCCUGAUACACAUGUGUUCACUGGAGAGACAGUUACUCUCAGAUGUGACAUACAGGGAGGAGGAGACACUCAGUGGACAUACAGCUGGGAUAAGAAUAACAGACUCACAGACAUCACAGUGCAGGAGUUCAAAAUCCGGUCUGUUCUAUACGGUCACCAUGGUGACUACACCUGCAGAGGACAGAGCAGUGACUCUCAGAGCUCAGAGAUCAGUGAUGCUGUUACACUGACUGUAUCAGAAAAACCCACACCGACUGUGAGAGUGAAUCCUCAGAGCUCCGUCUACACUGGAGACACCAUCACUCUGACCUGUGAGCUGCAGUCGACUGGAUGGGAGAUUCAAUGGUACAAAAAUAAUCAGUCGUUACAUCCUUUGAGCACUGAAGAAACAGACACACUCAAAGUGACAGACGAUAAUGAUGGAGAAACAGUGUACCAGUGUCGAGCACGCAGGAGAAACUACAAGGGAGGGUACCACUCCUACUACUGCACAGAGUUCAGUGAUCCUGUCAAUAUUACAGUGAGAGAGAGACCAGGGGCAGUACUGAGUGUAUCUCCACAGAGCUGGCUGACUGAAGGAGACUCAGUGACACUAAGCUGUGAGAUUACAGACUCCUCUACAGACUGGACAUUCAGCUGGUACACAACUGUUCCCUACAGAGACGGCUUAACUCAAAUAAAACAUAAUCAUGGCUAUAUCAUGUAUGUGGAGCUCCUCUCAGACAGCAGCAGAGGAUCUGGAGGCAAAUACACUCUCAGUCCUGCUGCUCUUAAUCACACAGGAGUUUAUAUGUGCAGAGGAGAGAGAGGAGAACCAGCCUUUCACACACAGUACAGCAAUCCACAGACACUAUGGAUCACUGGUGAAUCUCCUCCAGUCUCUCUGAUCAUCAAUCCCAGCAAAACCCAACACUUUACUAAAGACUCUCUCUCACAGAGCUGUGAGGACCAGAUUAACUCUACUGGAUGGAGAGUGAGACGAUACACACACAGUGAGAGAGUGUUAGAUUGUUCAAGGGGAUCAGUUACAGGAUCUACAUGUAAAAUCAGCUUCCUCUCCACAUCCUACACUGGAGUUUACUGGUGUGAGUCUGAAUCUGGAGAAAACAGUAAUCCUGUCAACAUCACAGUGCAUGAUGGGGAUGUGAUCCUGGAGAGUCCUGUCCAUCCUGUGACUGAGGGACAUCCUCUGACUCUACGCUGUUUAUAUCGAUACCCAAAUUCCUCAAACCUCCGAGCUGAUUUCUAUAAAGAUGGAUCAGUUCUCCAGACUCAGACUACAGGAGAGAUGAUCAUCCGAACUGUCUCAAAGUCAAAUGAAGGUUUCUACCACUGUAAACACCCAGAGAGAGGAGAGUCACCGAAAAGCUGGGUCUCAGUCAGAGGUGUAGAAGCUCCAUUCUCAGUGCUCAUGCUGAUCAGUAGUGUAGUGACGGCCUCUCCGUAUCUGCUGGUGACCAUCAUUCUGCUGGUCAAAUGUUACAGAGCUCGAGGUAAGAACUCUUUCAGUACGUUUCACAUAAUGAACAAACUAACUUUAAUUACUGCCAGAAAAAUAUUUUCACUUAAAGAAAAUUUCAGAUAUGUUCACUUUGAGAGCGCAGAGGCUGCCGAGGCUGCCAUCAAGAGGCUGAAUGGCAUGCUGUUCAAUGACCGCAAGUCAUCUUCUGUUCCCUUUUUAGUGCUGAUUUCACUUAUACCAGUGGCCCAUGCUCAAGGGAGGCGUAAAGCUGUGGUGUCCAUAACGCCUGAUACACAUGUGUUCACUGGAGAGACAGUUACUCUCAGAUGUGACGUACAGGGAGGAGGAGACACUCAGUGGACAUACAGCUGGUAUAAAAAUAACAGACUCACAGACAGCACAGUGCAGGAGUUCAGAAUGCGGUCUGUUCUAUACUUUCACCAUGGUGACUUCACCUGCAGAGGACAGAGCAGUGACUCUCAGAGCUCAGAGAUCAGUGAUGCUGUUACACUGACUGUAUCAGAAAAACCCACACCGACUGUGAGAGUGAAUCCUCAGAGCUCCGUCUACACUGGAGACACCAUCACUCUGACCUGUGAGCUGCAGUCGACUGGAUGGGAGAUUCAAUGGUACAAAAAUAAUCAGUCGUUACAUCCUUUGAGCACUGAAGAAACAGACACACUCAAAGUGACAGACGAUAAUGAUGGAGAAACAGUGUACCAGUGUCGAGCACGCAGGAGAAACUACAAGGGAGGGUACCACUCCUACUACUGCACAGAGUUCAGUGAUCCUGUCAAUAUUACAGUGAGAGAGAGACCAGGGGCAGUACUGAGUGUAUCUCCACAGAGCUGGCUGACUGAAGGAGACUCAGUGACACUAAGCUGUGAGAUUACAGACUCCUCUACAGACUGGACAUUCAGCUGGUACACAACUGUUCCCUACAGAGACGGCUUAACUCAAAUAAAACAUAAUCAUGGCUAUAUCAUGUAUGUGGAGCUCCUCUCAGACAGCAGCAGAGGAUCUGGAGGCAAAUACACUCUCAGUCCUGCUGCUCUUAAUCACACAGGAGUUUAUAUGUGCAGAGGAGAGAGAGGAGAACCAGCCUUUCACACACAGUACAGCAAUCCACAGACACUAUGGAUCACUGGUGAAUCUCCUCCAGUCUCUCUGAUCAUCAAUCCCAGCAAAACCCAACACUUUACUAAAGACUCUCUCUCACAGAGCUGUGAGGACCAGAUUAACUCUACUGGAUGGAGAGUGAGACGAUACACACACAGUGAGAGAGUGUUAGAUUGUUCAAGGGGAUCAGUUACAGGAUCUACAUGUAAAAUCAGCUUCCUCUCCACAUCCUACACUGGAGUUUACUGGUGUGAGUCUGAAUCUGGAGAAAACAGUAAUCCUGUCAACAUCACAGUGCAUGAUGGGGAUGUGAUCCUGGAGAGUCCUGUCCAUCCUGUGACUGAGGGACAUCCUCUGACUCUACGCUGUUUAUAUCGAUACCCAAAUUCCUCAAACCUCCGAGCUGAUUUCUAUAAAGAUGGAUCAGUUCUCCAGACUCAGACUACAGGAGAGAUGAUCAUCCGAACUGUCUCAAAGUCAAAUGAAGGUUUCUACCACUGUAAACACCCAGAGAGAGGAGAGUCACCGAAAAGCUGGGUCUCAGUCAGAGGUGUAGAAGCUCCAUUCUCAGUGCUCAUGCUGAUCAGUAGUGUAGUGACGGCCUCUCCGUAUCUGCUGGUGACCAUCAUUCUGCUGGUCAAAUGUUACAGAGCUCGAGCUCACACUGGUGAAUACAGAAUCCAGAACGCAGUCAUAGAGGACUCAGCAAAGUUCAUCUAUAAAAAGAGGAUCCGUUUAAUGUAGAAAUCAUUUCAUAAUUCCUUUAGAGUCAUUUUGUGGAUUGUAAAUAAUACUGAUCUGUCGCUUUAACAUCAUGCUGUUUGUAGCUCAGCAUCUUACACGCACUCGUCUUUCUGACUGGAUUUGUUUAGCUGAAGCCUGCAAACCUGCAAAAAAAAAUCUUUACCAAGACAAUGUGUACUUUAUUUCUCGCCAAGAAAAAUGAUGAAGAUGUGAGAAAUGUGAACAAAAAUACACUGUUAAUGUUAAGCUGUGUACAUUUUUUAAGUAAACUACUCUGGUUAAUGACGUCAGUAUGUGUUGAGGGACACGGUGGAUAGAUUAGGUAGAUAAGUUAGAUAACCAUCUGUUAACUUAGCUAGUGAUGGAAAGUGCUCUUUCAGCUCUUCUGCUGGUGAUUGAGUACGCUAGUCAUACUUAUCAUUAGUUACUAGGGGUGUAACGAUAUGCUCCGGUCACGAUUCGAUUCAAUUUACAAUACUGACUUCAGGAUUUCGAUUCGAUUCGAUUUUUGUCUGUAUAAAAGUAAAUAAAUUAAAAAUGCCUGUGAACAGAGGUUUAAUAUUGUUCAGAAAAUGUACUACAGGUUCACUAUAUCUUAAACAUAAAUUAAUAAAUGUAUAAAAUCUUCCCAAGAUUUUGACUGAAUAAACAAAGUGUCUGACCCGGGGAAAAUGUUAAUAUCAUAUCGAAUAUCAUAUUGCUCUAAUAACAGAGAAUAUCAGGUUUAGAGACCAAAAUGAACUUCAUUUUCCAGGCUUUUGGGGUCAGGUCCACCAUUACCUGUUUUGAGGGGGAAAAGUCAUAAUAUAUGAUAUUACUAGAAUAAAGUCUGAAUUUUUCAAGAAAAAAAUAAUAAUAUGACAUAAUGGUGCGUAUCACAGCAACAAAACUAGCCUAAAGAAAGAUGUUACUUUACAAAUAAAGAAAUACUUCAUCUUCUGCCGCAUCCGCACCAGAUAAUUAUUAGUAUUAUAACUUUAAAACUCACACAGUGUGGUAAGGAAAAUGAUUAGAGGAAAUGAAAUGAAGACUCAGGAGAGCGCGACCUCUGGUGGUCAGUCGUAGCACUGCAGGGAGCGAGAGUGACAUCAUUGCGUGAGACAAGCUCCGCCCACUAGUCCCUUAUUUACAUAUCCAAUGCACACAGCACUCUAACUUUCCCUCAUAGCUAAUCUAAUUUAUAUGAAACACACCCUCAUUUAUAAAGCUGUAAAAUCUGAGUUAGAGAUUUUUCUCAAGUGUCUGCAAAAAAUAAUAGUUUAUAAUAAUAAAAUAAUAUUAACUGUACAUUAAAGGCUAUCAAUAAUUUUUAUAUUUGACAAUUUUAUAUUUAUUUUGUGCUUACGGAUGUGGAAGCUAACUGCACAGGCUGAAAAAAAUAUAUAUA
Molecule: messenger RNA, 5653 nt
Organism: Ictalurus furcatus (blue catfish)
Lineage: Eukaryota; Metazoa; Chordata; Actinopteri; Siluriformes; Ictaluridae
Product: obscurin
Exons: 18
Coding region: 847-4266 (1139 amino acids)
Biological process (GO): cell surface receptor signaling pathway
Molecular function (GO): nucleic acid binding; transmembrane signaling receptor activity
Source: RefSeq, a predicted model, not a curated record